GUGAAUUAAAUGAGUUGUUUCUUGUCGGACAUGUUACGUUGUGGGACACAAGUCUCACAUGUUGCCGUUCUUGACGUGUGGUUCAUACACUGGAACUGAGAAGCCUGAAAAUGCCAAAGAAAGGGAGACGAGCAGCCUCCAUCAAGGACGUCCCCAGCAAACAGAGAAAGACUGUCUCCAACGGUGUAUCGUCCCCCCUGCGCUUUGACACCCCGUCCAGUCUGUUCCAGAGCUUGAUCUCACCUCUGAGUCAGGAUGAGUUCUUUCGGGAUUACUGGGAGAAGAAGCCUCUCCAUUUGCAGAGAGCUGACCCAGCCCUGGCGUCCUACAACCAGUCUCUGUUCCAGCUCUCAGACCUGAAGGAGCUUUCUUCCCUGGGGCUGGAGUAUGCCCGGGACCUAAACGUUUGUCGUUGUGUCCAGGGACAGAAAAAAGUGCUGAACAAGACAGGUCGUGUCAACUACAGUCAGCUGAGGAAGGAUUUCGACCAGAAGAGAGCAACCAUCCAGUUCCACCAGCCACAAAGGUUCAAAGAUGAACUAUGGCACAUUCAGGAGAAGCUGGAGUGUUUCUUUGGUGCUCUGGUGGGCUCCAACGUUUACAUCACCCCCCAGGAGUCCCAGGGACUACCUCCCCACUACGACGAUGUUGAGGUGUUCAUCCUGCAGCUGGAGGGGGAGAAGCACUGGCGGCUCUACAGUCCCACUGUGCCCCUGGCGAGAGAGUAUAGCCUGGAGCCAGAGGAUCGCAUCGGCAUGCCCACCCACGACAUCAUCCUCAAGGCUGGUGAUCUUCUGUACUUCCCCAGAGGAACCAUUCAUCAGGCUGACACCCCCGUUGGAGUGGAACAUUCCACCCAUCUAACCCUCAGCACCUAUCAGAACUCGUCAUGGGGAGACUUCCUGCUGGAUGUGUUUCCCAGCUUCCUGUUUGACUCCAUGAAGAGAGAUGUGAGCCUGCGAGAGGGCAUGUCCCGCAGACUGUUACUGGGAGCCAGUGGGGCUUCAGACACGAGCGGGCGCUUGGCCACCUUCCUGAGAGGCCUGGCAGAUGAGAUAGAGCAGGACAAACAGGAGCUGCGCUCCACUGAGAUGAAAAGAGACUUUGUCACCAGCAGACUUCCCCCUUACACACUGCAGCAGGGAGACCUCUCACCAGCUGGAAAGAUGCCUGCGCUGGAAGAUACUGUGUGCCUGAGGUUCAAGGACCACAUUCUGGUGACAUUCGAAGCCAGUCAGGAUAGAACAGAUGAGGCCACAGAGUUGGUGGUAUUUGUGUUACACUCUCUGAGAAACAACAGGGAGACACACAUGAUGGGAGGGAGUGGUGGUGACGAGGAUGACGAUGAGGAGGAUGAAGUGUUAGACUCUCAGCCCCGGGGCCUGCGCUUCCCUCUUACCCACCUCCAGGCUCUCAGUCAGCUGCAGGGGGCAGAAUGCAUCCCAGUGGCCCAGCUGGAGCUGCCCUCAGAUGGAGACAAGGUUAACCUGGCCCUGGCCCUCUGGACAGAAAGCUUGCUGGUUGUGUGCUGACCGGCCGACUAAGCAAACCCGGCAGUUGUCUCAAUUAAACAAUGACAUCUAUGAAUAAAUAACGGCAUACUUAA
This is a messenger RNA of Osmerus eperlanus (European smelt), 1606 nucleotides long. RefSeq names its product ribosomal oxygenase 2 (gene riox2). Lineage: Eukaryota; Metazoa; Chordata; Actinopteri; Osmeriformes; Osmeridae. The record is from RefSeq and is a predicted model, not a curated record. The transcript has 11 exons. The coding region runs from base 111 to 1532 and encodes 473 amino acids. Gene Ontology annotation, molecular function: histone H3K4 demethylase activity; histone H3K36 demethylase activity. Gene Ontology annotation, cellular component: nucleolus.